CGAGCGCUGAUGAUGCGUCUUACUCUGCUUUAACGCUCCUGCGGCUUUUAGGGGACGGAUUUCUGUCCCUGCGACGCGUCUUGGAUCCAUAAACUUUAUUAUUGUUGUUUUAAUUCGGGAUCAAUUAACGAAACAACAUGCCGCGGUCAUUUCUGGUGAAAAACAAACGGUGCGCCUCUUAUAACGUCCACCGCACUUAUGAAGAGGAUCAGGAAGUCCCGUCGCAGCUGCAGAGCACAGACUCAUCAGAGGAGCCCCUGUCUGAGGGCCCCUCCCUGUCUGAGGGCCCCCCCCUGUCCGCAGACAGGUGCUCCCCUCCGGGGGAUUCAGAGCCGCGGUGUCCCGUCCCUGCUCACCCAGAGCCGGCCAGCCCGCCGCUCGCCCCCUCACAGCCCUACUACCUGACAGAGCCCCACAUGGGCGAGUUCCCGCCUUACUACAAGCCUUCGUACGCCUGGGAGCCGGUGUCGUCGUCCUACGAGCUGCGGCAGCUGAGCUUCAGCCCCACGGUGCUGCAGCACGCCAGCAGCCUGUAUGGCGGCCACAUCAGCCGCAGUCCGCCGCCGCAGCAGCCACUGGACUGCAGCACGCACUACUCCCCCAGCUCCAACACCUACCACUGCAUCACCUGUGACAAAGUGUUCUCAACUUCUCACGGACUGGAGGUUCAUGUCAGGCGGUCACACAGCGGAAUGAGACCUUUUGGUUGCAGCAUCUGCAGGAAAACCUUUGGGCACGCUGUGAGUCUGGAGCAGCACAUGAACGUUCACUCCCAGGAAAAAAGUUUUGAGUGCAAGAUGUGUGGUAAAUCCUUCAAGCGCUCCUCCACGCUGUCCACACACCUGCUCAUCCACUCCGACACCAGACCUUACCCCUGUCAGUACUGCGGGAAACGGUUCCAUCAGAAGUCGGACAUGAAGAAGCACACGUACAUCCACACGGGCGAAAAGCCGCACAAGUGCCAGGUUUGCGGCAAAGCGUUCAGCCAGAGCUCCAACCUGAUCACCCACAGCAGGAAGCACACGGGAUUCAAGCCGUUUGGGUGCGAUGUUUGCUCAAAGGGCUUCCAGAGAAAGGUGGAUCUGCGCCGCCAUCACGAGAGUCAGCACGGCAUGAAGUGACGGCGCCCGAAUGUUUGUACAUAUUAGAUUUCUAUUAAAACAGCGAGUGUCAGGCGUGUCUGCGACGGCGGGACUCCCCCAGGCAAACUGAAAUGUAAUAUAUGGGAAUCCGUCUUAAAAGACAAACGACUGUAUAAAUGUGGAAAAUUGGUGUAACUGUGUAUUUAUACUCUGGUCACUGCAAAAACACAAAAUAUCACCAGGUUUUGUGGUCAAGUUUCAUUACGAAUCAGCAGGUGCAUCGCCGUUACCUAGCAACCCCAGGGGAGACAGCCCGUUACCUAGCAACCCCAGGGGAGACAGGCCCGUUACCUAGCAACCCCAGGGGAGACAGGCCCGUUACCUAGCAACCUACCUAACUUUUCUGGAAAAAACCACUUUUUAUUACGCUGUACUUUUUACUUUUCUUCUCUUAUUUGAUUAAAAUUUCUGUAUUUUCUUCCCACUGAAUGAAAAACACGUUUUAACCAAAGAUUCACCACAAACUGACUCACAGCUGCAGUUUCUGUCAAAGUUUCAUGAGUGUUUCAUAGAAAGAGACUAAUCUGGUAAAAAUAUUUUGUCUGAUUUUUUUUUUAUUACUUAUAUGAAUUAAUGUCAUUUUGGUUCUUGAAACACCCAAAUUUCCACUUAAUUUUAUAUUUUGGCCCAUAUGAUGAUGUAAUUUCUAAAGUUACUCUGUACUCGAGUAACUUUUCACUUUAACUUGAGUAGUUGAGUAAAAUACUUUGAAGUAAUUCCACUCUACUGAUCUUUGAUUGCAAGUAACUUAAAAGUAACUUUUUAGCAAGAUAAAAGAGCUUAUUUUAAGUAAAUAAAUCUGUAAUGUUGAUUUAAAAAAAUGACAUGUUCUACUAGAUUAUUUCACAUAUUAUAUUGGAAGAAUCCGCCAGUGGAGCAAAUCAUUUUAUAAUCAAAAUUAAUUACUUGGAAGUUAAUUUUGUCAUAUUUUAACUAGAAUUUACACAAACAUACUUUGUAUUUUUGCAGUGUUUGGAUGAUUCAGGUUGUUGGGGAUAAUAAAUGAUUUGAUAUAAAUUGCAA
Messenger RNA from Poeciliopsis prolifica (blackstripe livebearer), 2165 nucleotides. RefSeq names its product growth factor independent 1B transcription repressor (gene gfi1b). The transcript has 7 exons. Gene Ontology annotation, biological process: regulation of transcription by RNA polymerase II. NCBI's taxonomy places the organism in Eukaryota, Metazoa, Chordata, Actinopteri, Cyprinodontiformes, Poeciliidae. Bases 138 to 1121 code for a protein of 327 amino acids. The record is from RefSeq and is a predicted model, not a curated record. Gene Ontology annotation, molecular function: DNA-binding transcription factor activity; RNA polymerase II cis-regulatory region sequence-specific DNA binding.